AUGGCGAACAAAUUAGGGGAAAUCCAGGCGUUGCGAGCUUUAGCGAUUUUCUAUGUCUUCUUGUAUCACUUGAACGAGAAAUGGGUGCCGUUUGGGUUCUUGGGAGUCGAUAUGUUUUUUGUUAUUUCUGGUUAUUUAAUGGCAAAAAUUUUCUAUGAAAAGCGAACAACAUGCAAAAAUUCGAUCACUUUUUUUGAGAGGCGAUUCAAAAGAAUUAUGCCUUGUUAUGGAUUAAUGAUCUUGUGCGUGGUGCUGAUUGGUCGUUUAUGUUUGACAAAGAUCGAUCGCGAGAAUCUCUUUAUCGAUGCCGUCUAUUCUCUAUCGAUCGUCUCAAAUAUGCAAUCGCUUUUCACAACGGCUGACUAUUUUGAAUUGAUCUCUGAGUACAAAUUCCUGACUCAUUCAUGGUCUCUCUCAGCCGAGAUGCAAUUUUAUAUGUUCGUUCCAUUGUUAUUCUGGGUUUUGCAAUCGAUUUCCAAUCAAAAUAAAUGCUUUCUCCUUGGCACAAUGGCCGUCGUGUCAGCGCUAUCUGAAAUGGCUCUGCCAACUUCAGUCGGCUUCGAAGUUGUCACCAUUUUAUCCACUUAUCCUCUUCAAUACGUUGGCGACAUUUCGUACGUCGUUUAUCUCGUUCAUUGGCCGGUGAUCGCUUUCUAUCGGAAUCUUUGGCUUUUGGAAGAAUUUGAGUGGAGUGACUACGCAAAGCUGAUCCUUGUCAUCUCUUCACUCUCCAUUGCCAUUCAUCAUUUCGUCGAGCAAUUCUUUCUCACCAGUGACUCGAAAGUGUGUCUCUAUUUCACGAUACUCUGCUACACUCUUUCAUUUCUGUGCAUAGCUUUGCCAGUGUCGAACUCAUUUGAAAUGGACAUUGAUGGGCAACGGUCAAAUGACACAAUUUGUGCGGCUCUUCGAAUCUACCCAAAGCCGGCUUCUUUUGAGCAUUAUCAUCACGAUGGGGAAUUCAGAGAGUCUUAUGGAGAGCUAAAAGGAAACGGUACAUUCGAUGUGAUGGUGAUCGGGAAUUCGUAUCUGAAAUCCUAUCAAGCUUACGCGGAAAAGCCAUUCCGAAACAGAUACAACAAAUUUUAUAUGAUGGCUAGAGGAAUGUGCACUCCGUUUGUCAACUACGAAGCGCUGAAGUUGACUCAUGAUUUCCGAACUUUGGCUGAGGGAUGCGAAGAAUACAAUGAGCAUCUCUUCAAAACGAUCGAAAAGAUUCAGCCGAAGAUUUUGUUGAUGAUCAUGGGAAAAUCAGUUGAUAUUCUGUUGCUCACAAUGCCGAUGUACUAUUUGAGUAAUUCCUUGGCUCACAAAUACAAUCGAAUCGUGGAAAGUGGGAAGAGGUUUCCAGAAAGGAACGACACAAUGUAUGCUUAUCAGGACUACAUCACUCAAAUGAAGCCAAUGCUGAGUUUUUUGGAGGAAUUAGCAAAAGAGAUCCCGAAUUUGUAUCUAGUUGAUGUUCAAGCGCCAUUUUGUAGAGAUGGCUUAACUUGUGAUGUUUACGACUACGAAUGCGGUGAGUUUUUCUUCGAUUGGGGCGGCCGACAUCCGACGACUUUUGCGAGGAAUAUUGUUGAGUCAUCUCUUCGAAUUCGGCUCGAUCAAGUCUACAAUUUAUUGGACGAAAAA
This is a messenger RNA of Mesorhabditis belari, 1632 nucleotides long. The record is from the annotation of a GenBank genome assembly. NCBI's taxonomy places the organism in Eukaryota, Metazoa, Nematoda, Chromadorea, Rhabditida, Rhabditidae.